Molecule: messenger RNA, 3516 nt
Organism: Penicillium chermesinum
Lineage: Eukaryota; Fungi; Ascomycota; Eurotiomycetes; Eurotiales; Aspergillaceae
Gene: pld2
Product: putative phospholipase D (PLD)
Exons: 6
Coding region: 1-3516 (1171 amino acids)
Biological process (GO): cell motility
Molecular function (GO): catalytic activity
Source: RefSeq, a predicted model, not a curated record
AUGUCGAACCAGAAUGAUGACCUGGCCUAUGGCCAAUACUAUGAUUCCAGUCGCGGUUCUGGCGACACUUCCAGAGGAUUGAGCGAUACCUUCAAGAAGUUGAAGGAUACAUACAAGGCCCACCAGAGCUCCUCGCAGCCGGGCCAGCCGGGAGGCUACCAAGGAGACCCUUCUCAACGCCCACCCCAGAGCAGCCCAUACGGAUACAGCAGCCAGACACCCGACCCGCAGUAUCAGCAGCUGCAGUAUCAACAAUCGCAAUACCAGCAAAAUCCACAGUACCAGCAAGGGAAGCCCCCCAAAGAAGACAAACUUGCCGGGUUCCUGAACAAGAUCCAGGGAACUGUCGCCGAAUUUGGCUCUGAGUUUGCUACCAAGAUCGGUACCACAAUCGAUCCACAGGCCUAUGCGGAGUAUGGCCCACACAAACCCAAUACGCGGUUCGGCAGCUUUGCGCCACCGCGGGAGCAUAACGACGUGAAGUGGUACGUGGACGGCUGCAGCUACUUCUGGGCUGUUUCUCGCGCCCUUGAGAACGCUCGCGAGUCCAUUUGGAUUUUGGAUUGGUGGCUAUCACCUGAGCUGUAUCUGCGACGACCACCGGCCAAGAAUGAGCAGUUUCGCCUGGAUCGAAUGCUGCAGGCUGCAGCCCAGCGUGGUGUGCGGAUCAACAUCAUUGUCUACAAGGAAGUUACUCAGGCGUUGACCUUGUCUUCCUCGCACACGAAACAUGCGUUGGAAAACUUGCACCCCAACAUCGCUGUCUUCCGCCACCCUGAUCAUCUGCCAAACCCGGGGGAUAUCACAGCCGACAUUACUAGCACUCUCGAGCACCUGACCCUUGACUCCGCGAGCUUGACAAAGAUGCCCAAGGACACCUUGAAGGGGCUCUACGGCACGCAUGACGAUGCCAUUCUUUACUGGGCUCAUCACGAGAAGCUCUGCAUAAUAGAUGGCCAAAUUGCAUUCAUGGGUGGACUCGAUCUAUGCUUUGGUCGCUGGGACACAAACCAGCAUGCUAUUGCCGAUGUUCAUCCCUCCGACCUGACGGAGACAGUUUUCCCCGGACAAGACUAUAACAACUCUCGCGUGCUUGACUUCCACGAUGUCUCUCACUGGGAAAACAACAAGCUGGACCGCAAGGUCUCUUCACGCAUGGGAUGGUCUGAUCUCUCUGUUAGCCUCCAUGGCCCAGUUGUCGAGGAUCUCCGACGCCAUUUCGUCGAGCGCUGGAACUUUAUCUAUGACGCCAAGUACCGUACUCGUAAUCAGCCAAGAUACGCAAAACUCGCGCUCUACGGGGCGACCAACAUCUUCCAGUGCCCGCACCCACAGCAGCCUCCAAGUCAGCCGAACCAGCCCUCGUGGCAGGCACCGAGCCACACUCCAAACACAACUCAGCAGCAGCCGCCGUCGUGGCAAGCACCUAGCCACACUUCUACUCCCGCUCCUCAGCAGCAACCAUCUACAGUUCCGUCUUACCUGCUGGCCUCCCAAGGCACUGGAACUGGAAGCUCGACCUACCCGCCGGCUCCGGGGCAAACUCCAAGCCCCAGCCAGCCGCAGCAGAACGCAGCUCCAUCAUGGCAGCCUGAUAGCUCUUAUCAGUCUUCGUAUAACCAGAAACAUGAUUCUGCUGCUCCUCCAAGCUACGACAGACCUCCACCGAACCAGUCCACUAAGCCUUCAUCUUAUGAGCCAAGCUAUCAGCCGGCUUCCUACCCUCCUGCUCCGGCUCCUGGCGCGGGGAGCCCUGCACACCAGAGUCCUGCCCAAAACCAGGCCCCUUAUUAUCCUCCGCCACCUCCGGCUCCUGGUGCUUUGAAUGAACUUCAUGGUCAGUCUCAGGGUCAAGCGCCUUACUUCCCUCCUCCGCCGGGCCAGGAUGCACAGCAUUCUAGCACCCGCGGGCUCGAGGAGCCGCAGUAUGAAAGUGAACGAGGAUUCAUCCCAUCAGGCUUAAGCAAGGCGGGUAGCUCUUGGCGAGGCCAGCUUGCAGGUCAAAUCCACCAAUACCAAGACAAAUUGACGGCAUAUGCGCGGCCAAACUCGCAGGGCUGGGGUCACAUGAACUGUCAAGUUGUCCGUAGCGCUGCCAAAUGGAGCAACGGGAGCCCGCUGGAGCAUUCAAUUGCCGAUGCUUAUGCUGCUAUCAUCCAGAACAGUCAGCACUUCGUGUACAUCGAGAACCAGUUCUUCAUCACCUCCACUGGCGAUCACCAGCACCCUGUCAAGAACAAGAUUGGCGCGGCCAUCGUCGAGCGUAUCCUACGUGCUGCACGGGCAGGCCAGAAAUACAAGAUUGUCGUGGUCAUUCCUUCUGUGCCAUGUUUUGCUGGAGACCUACGCGAUGAUGAGAUGCUUGGUACUCGUGCAAUCAUGGAGUUCCAGUACAAUUCCAUCAACCGCGGUGGCAAUAGCAUUAUGGAGUUGGUCGCGAAGGAGGGCUUCAACCCCAUGGAUUACAUUCGCUUCUAUAACCUCCGCAACUAUGACCGUAUCCACAACAACAACACGAUGGCCGCAGCUGAGCAGUAUGGCGGUGUCAACUACAACACUGCUGCUGAGCAGUAUGACCAAAAUGUUGCUGGAGUUGGACAGCCCGCGACGGCCCAACGCCCUGCGUUCGAUACGACCGCGCCAUUCCAGCAAUAUCAGCAGGCUGCUCACCAUGAUCCAGCUAACAAGGCUGCUGGCGCCGGUCACUGGGACAGUGUCAGCUCUUGCUACAUGUUGGGAGGAGAGGAUAUUCGUAACGUUCCGUGGGAUGGCCAUCCUGAUGCCGAGAUUGAUGCGUUCGUCAGCGAAGAGCUCUAUGUUCAUUCGAAGGUCAUGAUUGCCGACGACCGAAUUGCCCUCAUUGGAUCUGCCAAUCUGAACGACCGUUCCCAGUUGGGAGACCACGACUCAGAGAUUGCUCUCAUCGUUGAGGACUUUACUCCCGUUCAUUCUACCAUGAACGGCAAUCCUUUCACCGUUAGCCGCUUCGCCAGCUCUCUUCGUCGCCAGCUGUUCCGCAAGCACUUGGGCCUCCUGCCCCCGCAGGACUACCAACGCCCCGACGCCAACUUCGAACCUGUUGGUGUGCCCAACAGCUUUGACUUCGACUCCCCUGAGAGCCGAAUUGUGGCUGAUCCGCUUUCUGACACGGUCCAGAGCCUUUGGAACUCUCGUGCACACACGAACACAGAGGUCUUCCGUAAGGUUUUCCGCGCGGUCCCCGAUGACACCGUGCGUAGCUGGGACUCGUACAAAGAAUUCUACGAGUACUACUUCCACCGAGCAGAUAAGGAGGCCGAGGGCAAUCAGGGAUUCGGACGGCCUGCGCGAUAUCAGUGGGGCCACAUCGUUCGCGACGACUUCGCUCCCGGGCCGGAAGGAGCCAAGCAGGUCAAAGAACUGCUCAGCCAGGUCAAGGGUACUUUGGUUGAGAUGCCUUUGAUGUUCCUUAUCGAGGAGGAUAUUGCCAAGACUGGGUUGACUCUGAACGAGAUCACCGAGCCAAUUUAUACCUAG